Molecule: messenger RNA, 2450 nt
Organism: Populus nigra (black poplar)
Lineage: Eukaryota; Viridiplantae; Streptophyta; Magnoliopsida; Malpighiales; Salicaceae
Product: 25.3 kDa vesicle transport protein SEC22-1
Exons: 5
Coding region: 62-727 (221 amino acids)
Biological process (GO): retrograde vesicle-mediated transport, Golgi to endoplasmic reticulum; endoplasmic reticulum to Golgi vesicle-mediated transport; vesicle fusion with Golgi apparatus
Cellular component (GO): endoplasmic reticulum membrane; Golgi membrane; ER to Golgi transport vesicle membrane
Molecular function (GO): SNAP receptor activity
Source: RefSeq, a predicted model, not a curated record
CUCAACCCACAAAACCUGGUCUGCAUACAAACCUAAUUCGGUUCUUAAUUAAUUUCUUGGGAUGGUUAAGAUAACAAUAGUUGGAAGGGUGAUUGAUGGGCUGCCUCUUGCGCAAGGGCCUAGGUACGUGAGUGAAGAGAAUGAUAAUUUCUUAUGUUACAAGCAACAAGGUGAGUUCAUACUCAAAGAAAUCUCAAGAGGAGCCUUGAUACCUUCCAUGAUGACCAUUCGCAUUGAUCAUCACUCUCUCAACUACUUGAUUGGGAAUGGUGUCUGCUUCAUGACAUUAUGCGAUUCUUCAUAUCCAAGAAAGCUAGCUUUCCAUUAUCUACAAGACUUGCAAAAGGAGUUUGAGAGAUUGGACAAUAGCCUAGUUGAGAAAAUUACAAGACCAUAUAGUUUUGUUAAAUUCGAUGGUGUUAUUGGGAGUAUUAGGAAGCAGUAUAUAGACACGAGAACUCAGGCUAAUCUAUCGAAGCUAAAUGCGAAUCGAAAAAAAGAUUUAGAAAUCAUUACAGAGCACAUAUCAGAAAUUCUGCAAAGAAAAAGAAAUUCAGAAAUCUCCGAAAGACUACCGGCAACGACUCCAAGAACAGCCUCUCCUAUCUGGGGUUCUCCCCUGCUAGAGGUGAUUGCACUGAAAUGGACACCAAUUACAACCAUUGUUGCAGUUGCUGCUAUCCUGUUAUGGGCAAGCCUAGUUCUCACAGAUAAUUUUAUCAUCUAGAACUCAUGAAAGAGUUCAAGCUAUACCAUGAAAAAAAUAAUCAUCAUCAGAAAUCUUAGUGGACAACGUCCGUUUAUAAAAUGAUCCAUCAAUGUCUGUAAAUAUUUUUUUUAUGCACAAAAAAUUGUCUUGUGCUUGAUUAUGUAAUGCUUUGAAUCAUCAUCUUCUUUGUGAACUUGAGCACUAAUCAAUGCGAGUCAGUACCUACUUAGGAAUAUUAUAUUCGUUCUAAUCUCCAAUGCACAUUAAUAAAUCCCAGGAUUAGGCAGAAAAACUUUGAUUCCUCCAUUUACAGCCCUACGCCUGUGCUGGCAUUAGUGCCGGUAUUGAAUUUUUAGUUCUGAAUUUAUCAAAAGUCAACGGAUAUAAACGCUUUCAAUAACAUGGAUUAUUCUCUUCUUGCACUUGUUUGUUCAUCUAAUUUAUUACUUGCAGCAGUCCUAAACCCUUUUGAGUUUUUCCUUUGUAUCAAAUGUUUAAGGUAAGGUUUUGUUACUGUCUUGAGACAGAAGAAACGAAGAUAGAGGAGACACAUAUCCAUGUACCUCUUGGAACAGGGAGAUCCAGAGGGAUAGCUUGAGAAGUUUAUGUCCUCUAACCAAACAUGUUUAUGUCUUUUUGUAUAUGUACCUUCUAUCUCGAGACACCAACUAAACAGAACUUGCAUCAUCAAGAGACAAGAAAUUGACAUAUUCUUUAUUCUUGAAACAAUCAAAGUGCCUCCAAAAGCAACUCCAUGGAAGAAUAACCACAAAUUCAACAAUUGCUAAAGCCUAUUACAUUAUCUACACGCCUGGUUUUGAGGAAAGAACUGGAAGGGGCCUAGCUAGCUACAAAUUCCUUUCCUGCAGGCCUUCUUAUUUGAGUAUCAAUCAUCUUCUUUUUUCUUCUUUUUUGUAUAAUCAGAAGUUAUUCUUCCUUGCAGUUGCUUUUGGGAACUAAGCCCUCAUAUGUACAUCACAUCACCAAUAUUACGGAAGUUGAAUUCACUACAUAAAUCCUCUCCAGAGCUAAAAUCAAACUCAUUUCCUGGACUCUGGCUUUCAAAUUUGAAUUCUGAACUAAAAAUGUCGCCGCUCGAACCAUCGCUUAGAGAAUUUUGAUAGUCGCCACCAAAUGCUCCUUCUUCCAGUAAGUAAUGAUGCAUGAAACUAGUGUCUUGGAAACUUGGAUUAUGAUCGAAUGUACUCUUUGAAACCACAGGCUCACCUGAACUUGCAAAGCUGUCAAGUGAGAGCCACUCAGCAAACAUAACCUUUGGUAAUAAGGAGCUUCUGUUGGGUUCUUUAAGAGAGUCGAACAUCCGUGGAAGUACCGGCCGGUCGAUAUCAGUUGAUGGUUUUUCCAUAUUCAUUGACGAUUCAGGACUUUGCAUUUUAAGCCUUUUGGGAGAGGGUGAAAGAUCCAUAUUGUCUGAGUUUGAGCUGGCAGAUUGAGUCUUAUUAGGAGAUUCCAUUCCUUCAGCUUUGAACAACUUUUUCUUCAAAUAGGAAUGCCAAUGGUUCUUUAUCUCAUUGUCUGUUCUUCCAGGCAAAUGCUGUGCAAUUUGAGACCACCUAGUCAUUCCAAUACAGAUUGUCUCCAUAUAUCAGUUCCUCUCUAUGAAUACAAAGGAAGGUAAUAAUGCAGUGGUUAUGACAAAUUCAGAAACACAAAUCCUAUGGUGCUUCGGGCGCAUUGAAUUCAAGGAUUUUAAAUGGAAUCAUAUUCUAGUUUCCUUGCA